AUGGGCGACCACCAUCGCCAGGACGCUUCGAGCGUCGACACAGAUUUCGAUAAGGCUGCUCUGGAGAAAACGCCCGUCGAUGCGCCCGAGCAAGCACCGGCAGAGACACCCUCCCCACCCGAUGAUGCGAAGAACGCAAUGGAGACCGCGACAGGCCCGGCUCUGGACCGCACACCGUCUCAAGCAGCCAAGAUGGGCAAAAAGAAGAUCGUCGUGGUGAUGACAGCGUUAUGUUUGGUCUUGUUCCUCGCCGCUCUCGAUAUGACAAUUAUCUCCACUGCCCUGCCGGUAAUUGCCUCACAAUUCAAUGCUUCCGAGAGCGGGUACUCAUGGAUCGCUUCAUCUUAUCUCUUGGCAAAUGCUGCUUGUAUUCCACUGUGGGGCAAACUCAGUGACAUCUGGGGCAGAAAGAAUAUCAUUUUGCUCGCCAAUGUUGCCUUUUUGGUUGGCAGUCUGAUCUGCGCCUUGGCCAAGAACAUGGCCAUGAUUGUGGCGGGUCGUGCUGUUCAAGGUGUUGGUGGCGGUGGUAUUAUUAUCCUUGCCAAUAUCAGUGUCACUGAUAUGUUCAGCGUGAGAGAUCGCCCCAUGUACUACGGUCUCUUUGGAGCCACUUGGGCUAUUGCAGGUGCACUGGGACCAGUGAUUGGUGGUGCCUUUUCUGGUAGUUCUGCGACCUGGAGGUGGUGUUUCUACAUCAACCUUCCUAUCGGUGGAAUUUCUCUCGUUAUCUUGACUUUCUUCCUUAAAAUCGAAUCGCCCAAGACCCCGUUGAUUGCAGGUCUGCGUACCAUUGACUGGGCAGGCACUUUCUUGAUCAUUGGUGGCACUCUCAUGUUCCUCUUCGGGCUGGAAUUCGGAGGCGUGAAGUACCCCUGGUCCUCGCCCACUGUCAUCUGCCUCAUUGUCUUUGGUGUGUUCGUUUGGGCAUUGGCAAUGUUCAGUGAAUGGAAAAUCGCCAAGUUCCCCAUCAUUCCUCCUCGUCUGUUCAACGAGUGGUACAACAUCCUCAUUCUCCUCGUCUGUUUCUGCCACGGCUUCGUCUUCAUUGCCGGUACCUACUAUCUGCCGCUCUACUUCCAAACCGUUCUUCUGGCCUCUCCCGUCAUGAGUGGUGUCUACGUCUUACCAAUGGUUCUAUCUCUUGCCCUUACAUCCGCGGCCACCGGUGUCACCAUGAAGAAGACAGGUCGCUUCCGCGAGUUGAUUGUGGGAGGCAUGUGCUUCAUGCUCCUCGGGUUCGGUCUAUUCAUCGACCUGAAGCCCUACGCCUCAUGGCCCCGUAUCAUCAUCUUCCAGCUAAUUGCCGGUCUCGGUAUUGGUCCCAACUUCCAAGCCCCUCUCGUCGCCUUCCAGGCCAACAUCCGCCCCUCCGACAUGGCCACAGCAACUGCCACAUUCGGAUUCAUCCGUCAGCUCUCCACCUCCAUCUCCGUUGUCCUUGGAACAGUCAUCUACCAAAACAUCAUGGGUCAACAAUCUCACCAACUCGUCGCCGCCGUCGGCCCCGAAACCGCCGCCUCCCUCUCUGCCUCCUUUGCUGGUGCUUCCAAAUCCCUCAUCGAGAGCCUCACCACAUCCCAGCGCCAGGUCGUACUCGGUGCCUACACCCACGCCCUGAGCCGCAUGUGGAUCUUCUAUACUGCCGUCGCUGGCGUCGGCUUUAUUCUUUCUCUCUUCAUUCGCCCUCGUGAGCUAAGUCGUCAACACACGUUCCAGAAGACUGGCCUCGCCGAGCAAGAGCGGGCCCGUCAAGAACGACUCGACGAAGAGCGCAAGGCUGAAUCGAAGCCUGAGAUUGAGGCCUAA
This is a messenger RNA of Penicillium antarcticum, 1806 nucleotides long. Its product is annotated as MDR family MFS transporter. The transcript is spliced from 5 exons. Gene Ontology annotation, biological process: transmembrane transport. The record is from RefSeq and is a predicted model, not a curated record. The coding region runs from base 1 to 1806 and encodes 601 amino acids. Gene Ontology annotation, molecular function: transmembrane transporter activity. NCBI's taxonomy places the organism in Eukaryota, Fungi, Ascomycota, Eurotiomycetes, Eurotiales, Aspergillaceae.